CCUGGCCCUUCUUCAGAGGUCAAACCAGGUUCUAAGGGGGCUUAGGAGGAGGGUGGUCAAUAUGAGGGUCUUUUAUUAGAGGAGGAGUAAUCACACUCAAAAGCGGCUGCCUUUUCACUAUUCCAUGUCUCACCAUUUUGCUCCAGCUAGUUUGUUUAUUUUCAUCCUUAACAUUUGUUAAAGACCCCACUCACUUUUCAGAAUGAACUAAGAAACUAAGGGGAAGCUACUGUUGCCUCUCAGCAAACACCAAGUAGGCUGUAAUCUAAUGCCACAGCCCUGUGCCUGUUUCUGACAUAUCCCCAUACAGCAUCAUCUUAGAAAACCGCACGCAAAGACUGUUUGGGCGUGGAGGGCGAGGUCUUAAGCCAGCGGAACCCUAAAACCCCCUCUGAGGCGGAAUGCCGCCGGGACCGGAAAGCGGACCUCCCUGACAGCACCAGGCUGAAGACUUCCGCCCCGCAGAGGACUUGCCUCCACCCCCACCUUCAAGUCCGCCCAGCUGUACUUCUGCGCAGGCUCCAUGAGUUGUUUGCUGUCUCUAUGGCAACCCAGUAGCUGGAGUCUGAAGAUGGAGACCAAGGAGACUACAGAGGGAUCGCGGUCGCGAUCUUUAGACAUACAGCCCAGCUCCGAAGGACUAGGGCCCACUUCGGAACCGUUUCCUUCUUCAGAUGACAGUCCUAGGUCGGCCCUGGCAGCUGCAACCGCAGCAGCUGCAGCGGCUGCAUCAGCUGCUGCAGCUACUGCAGCCUUCACCACCGCCAAAGCAGCUGCAUUAUCUACAAAGACCCCAGCGCCCUGUUCUGAGUUCAUGGAGCCGUCCUCUGACCCCAGCCUUCUUGGGGAGCCCUGUGCAGGACCCAGCUUUACCCACAAUAUAGCCCAUGGGAGUCUUGGCUUUGAGCCCGUCUAUGUUUCCUGUAUUGCUCAGGACCCUUGCACUACAACUGACCAUAGUUCUAACCCUGGCCCUGUUUCAGGCUCUAGCUCUGGGCCUGUUCUUGGCUCCAGCUCAGUUGCUGGCCAUGGCUCUGGUUCUGGCUCUGGUCCUGGCUGUGGCUCUGUCCCUGGCUCUGGCUCUGGUCCUAGUCCUGGCUCUGGUCCUGGUCAUGGCUCUGGCUCUCAUCCUGGUCCUGCCUCUGGGCCUGGUCCAGACACUGGCCCUGACUCUGAGCUCAGCCCCUGUAUUCCUCCAGGGUUCAGAAACCCGGUGGCAGAUCGGGUCCCUAACUAUACCUCCUGGAGUCAGCACUGCCCCUGGGAGCCCCAGAAACAACCACCUUGGGAAUUUUUGCAAGUCUUAGAACCGGGUGCCCGAGGACUAUGGAAACCCCCAGACAUUAAAGGGAAGCCUAUGGUUCGCUAUGAAACAUUGCCACGAGGCCAGUGCCUCCUCUACAACUGGGAGGAAGAGAGAGCCACCAACCACCUGGAUCAAGUCCCAAGCAUGCAGGAUGGCUCUGAGAGUUUUUUCUUCCGACACGGACACCGGGGACUGCUGACUAUGCAACUAAAGUCACCCAUGCCCCCCAGCACCACCCAGAAAGACUCGUACCAGCCACCAGGAAACGUCUAUUGGCCACUUCGAGGGAAGCGUGAAGCCAUGCUGGAGAUGCUCCUGCAGCAUCAGAUCUGUAAAGAGGUGCAGGCAGAACAGGAACCCACAAGGAAGCUCUUCGAGGUUGAGUCUGUGACACACCAUGAUUACCAAAUGGAGCUGGCACAAGCAGGGACUCCUGCCCCAACAAAGCCUCACGACUACCGCCAGGAGCAGCCUGAGACCUUCUGGAUACAGAGGGCACCACAGCUACCGACAUGGUGGCCAUUGCCCACCCAGGUACCAGCAGCAGAAGACUGUCUGACUUGGGAAGAAUGGGGGUUUACAGGAGUCCAGGAGGUCCUUUCCGCUCUCCUAAGAGCCACACCUGGUGAAUACUCAGUAAACAUUUGCCGAAUGAAUGAACACCCUGUCCGCAGCAGGACAUGGACCAAUAGGCUCUGCCAUCAGGAAAUGGGAAGCAAGAAAACAGGCUAAACUCAAGAGGACAGAGGCUGGUGAGGAGGUAAAGCAGGCCCAGUGAAAUGACCAGACAGCCCAAACUGUCAGAGAGGAGGAAAGCAGGAAUUUGAUUUUGGUAAUUGUGCCAAAGCUAUGUAAGAGAAUGAAUGCCAUUGUUUUAAGGAAA
Molecule: messenger RNA, 2189 nt
Organism: Nomascus leucogenys (northern white-cheeked gibbon)
Lineage: Eukaryota; Metazoa; Chordata; Mammalia; Primates; Hylobatidae
Gene: SPAG8
Product: sperm associated antigen 8
Exons: 8
Biological process (GO): positive regulation of transcription by RNA polymerase II
Cellular component (GO): cytoplasm; nucleus
Molecular function (GO): microtubule binding
Source: RefSeq, a predicted model, not a curated record